Molecule: messenger RNA, 978 nt
Organism: Exophiala oligosperma
Lineage: Eukaryota; Fungi; Ascomycota; Eurotiomycetes; Chaetothyriales; Herpotrichiellaceae
Exons: 3
Coding region: 1-978 (325 amino acids)
Source: RefSeq, a predicted model, not a curated record
AUGGCCAAAGUCGACUUUGAAGACUUGUCUGGAGCUUCUACGCCUACAACUUCGAACCCAUUCGAUGGUCUGAUCAUUGCUUGUCAUAAUGACCCAAAAUUGAUUCAAGAACGAUAUUCGGCGCAUCGCGUGCUCAGAAAUGACCAACAGCGUCAGAAAAUCCUUGGGUCCGACUUCCAAGGCUGGACUCUCGAUCAGUACCUUGUCAAGUUAGACGGCCCACGAAAGGACGACUCUUUCGUUGAUCCUCGCCAUUGCCUGGUGUUUUGGGGCAGGCCACCUCAGAAGGUGAAGAACCUCAUACACAUCAUCCAGUCAAAACUGCAGGAUGCUGCACCUGAUCUGUGGCUCAUGCCACUCGAGAGACUACAUUUGACUGUCAUGGAGGUCGCGCAUUCAAAAACGACAGAGGAGAUCGCGGCUUUGAUAGAGGCUCUGAAGGCUCACUGUAAAGACAUUGCCGAUCACACCGUGACUCACCGAGCCAGGCUCAUCAAGCCUCUGCUAAGUUACGAUUCUGCCGCACUUGCACUGAGCUUCGUCCCGGCUGCUGGAGAGUCAGUCUCUCAUGGACGAACGGUAGAAGACGACAGGUACACUUACCAUCACCUGCGGCGCGAUGCCCAUGCGGCCCUUACAGAUGCCGGAGUACAAGUUGGCUCCAGAUACGUGGUCCCAUCAGCACACCUGACCAUUGCACGUUUCAACUCACCGAACGUCUUCGGUGGAGACCCUAUGGACGAAAGUGCUACCUUGGACAUGAAGAAGCGCAAACAUUGGAUCAACGAGAUUGAAAUGAUCAACAAAUGGCUCCAAGCGGAAUUUUGGCCAGAAGAGCAGGGUGGGCUGAUCAAGGCUGGAGGACAAUGGGUUGUAGGUGAAGAGAAGGGGCUCGACUUCCGUAGUGGGAAGUUGUGGUAUGGGGAAGGUGAGACCAUCUAUCUGGGUGAAGGCUUCAUACCUUCGGAAGAGCAGUGA